AUGAAAAUCUAUUUUUGUGGUAGCAUUCGCGCGGGUCGUAGCGAUGCAGAACUGUACGGAGUUUUGAUCAAAAAACUUGGAGCUUACGGAAAAGUCCUUACUGAACAUAUUGGACUUCUGGAACCGUGGAAUGCACCACAUCUAAGCAAGUUUUCAUUAGGACAAGGCGACUUGGAGAAAGACAAAGAGAUACACAGAACCGAUAUGGAAUGGCUGCAUUCAGCAGACGUAGUGAUUGCGGAAUGUACAGUGCCAUCAAUUGGAGUUGGCUUUGAACUUGGUGUUGCAUACAAACUUGGGCUUCCAACGUUAGCUUUGUUCCGACAAAAUCCCAAUGUUAUCGGUUUAUCGGCGAUGGUACGUGGUGUUUCCACGGACAACUGGGAAGUAUUUGAAUACAAAGAACCGGAAGAGCUAAAUGCAGUGUUCGAAAAGUUUUGUACCAAGUAUAAGCCACAAACUACAGCAAAAUAA
Enterobius vermicularis (human pinworm) is the source of this 474-nucleotide messenger RNA. Lineage: Eukaryota; Metazoa; Nematoda; Chromadorea; Rhabditida; Oxyuridae. The record is from the annotation of a GenBank genome assembly.